Molecule: messenger RNA, 1748 nt
Organism: Ceutorhynchus assimilis (cabbage seed weevil)
Lineage: Eukaryota; Metazoa; Arthropoda; Insecta; Coleoptera; Curculionidae
Source: the annotation of a GenBank genome assembly
UGGCGCCACAAUCUUUUGCAAAAUUUAAUUAAUUUGCGAUAAUCAAAGUGCUUUUAUUCGCUUAUUAUUUUCUAUUGCAAAUAAUAAUUAUGUGUAAUUAAUUUGGUAAUUAAUUGGUGAUUUGAUACAAUUAAUUAUAAUUAUUUAUACUUAUAUAGGUAUUUAUUUUUAGCAACUUUAAAUAGAUGGCGCUGAUCAAAGUAAAUUUUUCAUAAUUGACAAUUGACAUUAAUUUGACAUUUAAAAUUAAUAUUAUUUAUAAACAUAAACAAAGUACAAAAUAAUUUAUUUAAAAAAUUUAGUUUUAUCUAUUAAUAUAUAAAAAUAAUUAUAAAAAUUUAUGUGACAGAAAAAUAGAAAACGUGCAGGUAAUGAUUAUUAUUAAAUUACAUAUUUGACAAUAAUGACGACAAUUCGUGAAGCUAAAAACGCUCUCAGAAAAGCGGUUGAAGCAAAAAUUGCAAGUUUAACUUCAGAGGAAAAACUACGACAAUCGAAAAUCGUUUAUGAGAAGCUUGUAAAUUUAAAAGUUUUCCAAUCGAGCAAAAGAGUAUCGAUUUUUCUGAGCACUACUAAUGAAAUCGAUACUGAGCCGAUGGUCAGGAAGAUUUUUGAAAUGGGCAAGGCCUGCUUUGUUCCAAGAUAUAGUAAAGCUGGCAUGCAAAUGGUGAAACUUCAAUCGAUGGACGAUUGGCAAAAUUUACCAGUGACUAAAUGGAAUAUUAAGCAACCUUUGUUGAAGGAGCAAAGGGAAGAUGCCCUAGAAACAGGUGGACUUGAUCUUAUUAUUACUCCAGCUGUUGCUUUAACAAAAUCGGGACAUCGUUUAGGCCAUGGAGGUGGGUACUAUGACAAGUAUAUUGAGAAUUUAAAAAAUACCCAAACGAAUCUUCCAACAACUGUGGCAGUUGCUCUAAAAGAACAAAUCGUAGAAGAAAUUCCUACAACGUCCACAGAUAUGCUUAUGGAUGUUGUUUUAUUUGCUGAAUAAAUAAAAACAUUUUUGGUUUUUCAUUAUUUCUAUUUUACUUGAUACUUACAGACAUUUCCGAAGCUGGAUGAUCAAUAAAUACCAUUUCUGAUUCUUGGCCGUCGAGUAAUAUGGAAACAGUCCUUUCUCCAAACUCAUCAUCUGGAAAUAUUCAAUUAUAUUUUGGACCAAAAAGAAUAUUGCAUAUUUCAAUGUCAAAACUCUUGUCCUAAAUCACUCUAUACAAAAUCCUAAUUCUACUUACAACAGAGACAAAUAAAAAUACAUAAAACACACAAAGACAAGAAAAAGAAGCGAUUUUUUUUUUACCUUUUGUCUUACCUAAACUAGCAUCAUAAGUGUUCAUAUACUCGGACGUCAUAAAUUGGGAAACCAAGGCAGUUUUGCCCACUCCAGCAUCCCCCAAUGUGAUCACCCUGUAUUUGGGUAUUUCAGACUCAUUUACAGAGUCAAACGAAUCGGAACCGACGCUGUGAUACCCGGAACCGCAACAGGAACCGUCGAAAGGGGAACGUUCGCCUGAUACAUUAGAUCUAGAAUAGUUUAUAUUAUUAAUAUACAAAAUUAUAUUAGUAAUUACUUAUUACCGACUAGUCAUUGAAUUAACGCUGGUAUUCGAACGAGAUCUUCGAUUGAUUAUAGAAUCGCCACAAUUGACGACUCCUUUAUUAGUAAUACUGAAAGUUCUGAGUCGAUAAAGGUCGUCGCUCAAUCUGGGAUUAAUUGUUUUUUCUGGAAGCGAGCAAACUCUGGGUCU